CCGCCCACCAGCUCAUAGAGUGCCUCUGCCCUCACCAUCGAGCCUCGUACUAUUUUCCACUAGCGUUAGAGCAACAUCCUGUCUGUAGUUCAGGGGGCUAGCCAGCCUGUCUGUGAGUACCCAGCGAUCACCUAGAUGUCUCUCUGUCGGAAGGACCAAUAUGAACACAAUGGGCACUGCUGUGACAAGUGUCAACCAGGAUUCCAUAGGGAGAAGCACUGCAAUGGCAGAGAACAAACCGAAUGUAAGGCCUGCAAAUCAGGGGAAUAUAUGGAUUUUCCAAACUUCGCAAAACACUGCAUUCGAUGUUCGUACUGCGAGGAAGGCAGUAACCUCGAGGAGGUUGGAACCUGUACCCAAACGACGAAUACAGAUUGUCACUGCAAGACCGGUUUCUACUGUUACACCCGGCAGGCGAAGAAGUGUGAACUAUGCAGGAAAGUCACGGACUGUGGCUUUGGAGAGGGCGUUGUCAGAGAAUCCACCGAGAACAGCGACAGCAUUUGCGAGAAGUGUCCCCCGGGAACAUAUUCCAACGUAACUGACAGUGUUUCCGCCUGUCAGAUACACACAAAUUGUUCUCAGAUUGGGGAGCACACUCUCACUCCGGGGACACCACAAGCAGACGCCCUGUGUACAACCUUCAUAUCAACAAGGACCUCACAAGGAACCUUGGCUAUGACAACCUCAGCACAACACCCCAGCCCGAGUGACUGGAGUGUUGCUGUCCUGGUUAGUGUUGGCCUGCUGGUCACUGCCCUCGCAGUCAUUCUGACCAACGUGUGUAUGAGGAAGAGGAGGCGGAGAAGGACAGUGAACCUGAAGCGUAAGGAGAAUCAGGCAACUGAGAAGAUGGAUGAGCUGCUUGAUCUGCGUCUGGUGAAGAUUAUGUUGGACAAGUCGGAGGAAGUGGUGGAGAAUGUGAUGGGGGGUCGAAGGCCGAGCGCUUCUCUUUCGAAGGAUCCCCCUCUGGAGUUGGACACUCUGAAGGGGGAUGCAGCUCUCUACUUGCAGCUCCAGCCCCACCAACCCCGUCUCUAUGCUGAAGUCAUCCAUGGCAACAGACAAAGCGAGACUCAUGGACCAGUCUACGAGAACUUGCAUUUGAACCCUAUCAGCUGCAAGCGUCUGGCAGUCGAUUGGAGCAGGAGUGGGGAGAGACUAGCAGUGACCAUCAGUGACAACUCACAUGCAGAUAUCGCCUCCUCCUGUGCUGAACCCUUCUCCCAUCCCUCCCAGGCACCCAGCAGCGUUGACCAAGGACCCCAAGUUCUCUGCAGCCUGCGCGUUGACGACUCGGACUGCAAUAUGCUCGAGACCGAUUCUGCAGAGGCCAACGCUCCUCCACUCCCCAAAAAGUCGAGGGACCGGAUCUCAGCCUCUGCAGUGGAGGUGAGUGAGUCUUGGAGCCUCAGGAGCACUCGUCUGGAGUCCGGCGCUGGAGGAGCCACAGGACCCGAGAGCCGCCCUCCGACCUGCUCGGCCCGGAGCCCGCCCACCCUGACCGCCUCGGAGCUAUUCGACCCGGGGAACCACCACCGGCCGUCCGGCCCGCCCGCCGUCCUGUCUUCCCCACCGCCGGCCCCCGAGGGGCCCCAGCGGCCCGCGAGCGACAGCACCCUCACAAGAGGAGGAGGAGGAGGAGGAGGAGGAGGAGGAGGAGGAGAAGCAGGAGGAGACGUUAGAGGCCGGGAGGUUCCAUGGUCUUACGCCAAACGAGCCUCGUGCCGGGGACAGGAGGGGAAGCUCCUCUCGGAGUCCAACCUGCAGCCGGAGGAGGACGAGUGGACCGGAUGA
Carcharodon carcharias (great white shark) is the source of this 1797-nucleotide messenger RNA. Its product is annotated as tumor necrosis factor receptor superfamily member 1B-like. The record is from RefSeq and is a predicted model, not a curated record. Gene Ontology annotation, cellular component: membrane; external side of plasma membrane. Bases 136 to 1797 code for a protein of 553 amino acids. Gene Ontology annotation, molecular function: cytokine binding; tumor necrosis factor receptor activity. Gene Ontology annotation, biological process: ossification; immune response; positive regulation of bone resorption. The transcript is spliced from 13 exons. Lineage: Eukaryota; Metazoa; Chordata; Chondrichthyes; Lamniformes; Lamnidae.